Messenger RNA from Paramecium sonneborni, 1169 nucleotides. NCBI's taxonomy places the organism in Eukaryota, Ciliophora, Oligohymenophorea, Peniculida, Parameciidae. The record is from the annotation of a GenBank genome assembly.
AUUAAAUAAUUUUAUGGAUCAAUAAGCUAAUUAUCUUAAAAUUUGGGGUUUAACAGAAGGAAUAAGUGAGUAGGAAGUUCUAAAUAAACUUAAAGUUAUUGGGAAAAUUGUCAAAAGUAAAUAAGUAAAUAAUGUUUUGUAUAUUGUUUUUGAGGAUGAGGUGGAAAAUGAAAGUGUAUGAUAUUAUUAUCAAUUUAAUAGGUUGAAUUUUUAUAAGACACUUACACAUUUAUUUAAUAUAUUGUUGGUACAGAGAUGACACCUUAAGAUAUUUAGAAAUUUUCAACCCUAUUUUCUAAAAAUGAUGAAGAAGAGCAAUAGAGAAAAAGACUAGAAUAAGAAAAGCUUUAAGAAAUUAUCAAAAAGUAGUAAGAGGAUUAAAAAUAAAAACUGUUAGAACAAUAAAAAGAAUUUUUAAAAUAAUAAGAAGAAUAAAAGAUAAGACUUCAAAGGGAAAGAGAAGAAGCUUAAAAAAGAGAGGAAGAAUAAAGAUAAAAAUAAUAAGCUGAAACAAAGUAAUAAUAGGAGCUUUAUUAAAAAAUUGUAAAUAUCUAUCCUUAUAUAAACAAUAGUUAAAAGAAUAAGAAGAAAAAAAACAAAAACAAUAUUCAGAAUAUAUUUAGGAUUAAUAAAGGUUAGAUUAAUAAUAAUAAGAAUAAAAAAGAUAAGAAUAAUUUAGAUAUGAAUAAUCAUAAUUAAAUUAGUAGCAAUAAUUAGAUUUAUAAAAAGAAGCCUUGAGGGAAGUUUAAGCAUUAGAAUUUGCCAAAUCUUAAUUUUAAUAAAAAUAAUAGCCUGAAUAAAAAGAACAGGAAUAUAUAAAAACAAUUUAAAAUUUAUAGAAUAAACUUACAGAAGCUGAAAACGAAAUAUUUAAAUUAAAAGUUUAAUAUGAUAAUCUAGAAGAGAACUCAUUUAAAUCAUAAAGAGAAAUUUAAGAUUUAAAAGCAUAUUUAAACAAUGUUACACAAUAAAGAGAUAAUGCUUUUAAUAUGUUUAAAUAAUAAUAAUUAAACUAAUAGAGUACAAUUAGUCAAGAAGAUUUGGCCUUUUUAGAACAUCAGUAAAAAGAAUAAUCAUCAAUAUUGUAAAAUGUGUUAUUUAAAUUUGAAUUUUGGGUAGUUUUAGUUGGUGCAUGGGUUUUAAGUUAAGGAAUUAAUUUUUUUACAUGA